Indicator indicator is the source of this 357-nucleotide messenger RNA. RefSeq names its product nucleoside diphosphate kinase, mitochondrial-like. Lineage: Eukaryota; Metazoa; Chordata; Aves; Piciformes; Indicatoridae. Gene Ontology annotation, biological process: CTP biosynthetic process; GTP biosynthetic process; UTP biosynthetic process. The record is from RefSeq and is a predicted model, not a curated record. Gene Ontology annotation, molecular function: nucleoside diphosphate kinase activity.
AUGUUCUCCACCCCUCCAGCAGCCCAGCUCCAGGUCCCCUCCACUGAGAUGAAGCCGGAGGCAGUGCGGCGGCGGCUGGUGGGCAGCGUCGUGCAGCGCUUCGAGCAGCGCGGGUUCAGCCUGGUGGCCAUGAAGCUGCUGCAGGGCAUCGUGGACCAGCACUACCAGCAGCUGCGGCAGAAGCCUUUCUACCCCGGGCUGCUCCACAUGACCUCUGCGCCUCUGGUGGCCAUGGUGUGGGAGGGCUACAACGUGGUCAAGUCCACGCGGGCCAUGGUGGGGGACACCAACCCCACGGCGGCGGCGGUGGGCACCAUCCUUCACCACCUUCAGCACGCACAGGCACUGGGGCCGUAG